Molecule: messenger RNA, 2175 nt
Organism: Exophiala spinifera
Lineage: Eukaryota; Fungi; Ascomycota; Eurotiomycetes; Chaetothyriales; Herpotrichiellaceae
Exons: 4
Coding region: 1-2175 (724 amino acids)
Molecular function (GO): FAD binding
Source: RefSeq, a predicted model, not a curated record
AUGGACAUGGACGUCGAGAUGGAAACCACCGACGUGAUCAUAUGCGGCUGUGGACCAACGGGGGCACUCCUCAGCGCGCUCCUGGGCCGGAAAUCGACCAAGAACACUGUUUUGGAGCGCGAAAUGGAAGUCGUCACGGAUCCACGAGGCAUCGCCCUCGACGAAGACGGAAUCCGGCUCCUCCAGGAGGUCGACCUCUACGACAAAGUGUACAGCGAGAUAGGGGAGCCGAUUUCGCACGUCUGGUUCACUUCCGGCAAGGACGGCCUGAAGACCAAGCCGUUCAUGCACAUGGACAUGUCCACGACCGAAGGCGGCAGCGGCCAUGUCGGCGGCAUCUGUCACAGGCAGCCGGUCAUGGAGAAGUACCUGCGGCAGUCUGCCGUGGCGUGCGCGCCGACGUCGGAACUGAGACUGGGCUGCACCAUUACCCAGAUCGAGGAGGACGAGGACCACGUCCGGGUCAAGUACACGGACGACUCUCUCGGCGGCGUGGAGAAAUGGAUCAAGGGCAAGUUCCUCGUCGGCGCCGACGGCAAGACGGGGUUCACCAGAAAAAUGUACCUGGAGAAGAGAGGGGUGGUGCUGGAAUCUCUCCCUGGGUACGAGUAUCAGGAGACAUGGGUCGCUGUGAAUUAUCACAUGGACCUUCCUACCCCCGAGACGCACCCUGACUUCCCACUAUGGAAGCUCGGAUACACGCCGCAGGGGGUCUACGAUGCCUUCUUCCCCGUACAUUUCAGAUUCAUUGGAAACCCGGACCGACCGUCUGUAUGUGGGACGUUUGGGCUGAGGAAGGAACGACUCUGGCGGUUCGAGUACGUCGUCGACAAAGCCAAGGGAGAGGACCCGGUCGAGAUGGCGACCUACGAUAAGAUGGCUGCAGUGAUUUUUCCCUAUCUCACUCACCCGGGCAAGACGUAUGGGCUCGAAAGCCCCGUCCAGUACCCCGUCGACUGCAUACACGUGUUGAGGUCGAGACCAUUUUCGUUUUCUGCCCGCAGUUGCAACAAGUGGUCAGUGGGAAGGGUGGUGUUAUGCGGCGAUGCAGCGCACGUCAUGCCUCCAUUUGGCGGACAGGGCAUUGCAUCUGGGUUCAGAGACGCAUCGGGGAUCGCGUGGAGACUUGUCCUGGCAUGCCGACCACCGGCACAAGGUGGUCUGGUAUCCAAGCCGGGCUCUACCUCGACGUACCACGAGCGCCUGUUUAGUGGGUGGUGUCUGGAGCGCAAGCAGCAACUCGACAUCUCCAUCGCAUCGACCGUGGCGAACGGCGAGCUCACGACAGCCCGCAACCCGAUCAAGGUUUUUGUGAGGGACUGGAUCCUGUGGUUCAUGCAGCUCAUCCCGAGCCUCAGACGGAAACUCGAGCUCGGCCCGCGAAGCGAGGGGAUGGUUCGGUACAAGUACGUUGACGGCAUGGCUUUUCUCCCUGAUCUGUUUGGUGGACGGCAGCUACCGCAGGUAUACUGUAGGGCGGUGGGAAUAAUCUCCUCGUCGUCGUCGUCGUCCUCCUCCUCCACCACCUCAAGUCGAGGGGAAACUGAUCGUGUCGGUGCCGUCGGCGAGGUCGAGUUCACCGACGACGUCAUCUUCCGGCCCGAGUCGCUUUCGUCUCUGAGAUUACUCGUCCUCGUGGACGCGCUGAGCGACGUGGCGAAGGCGCGCGACGAGCUGAGCCAGUUGAACAUCGAGCACCUGUCCAACAACGAAGUCAAGAUGAGCGAAGUGUGUUAUCUCGUCAUGUCUAGUGCUGGCUGUUCCGACUCUACCGGUGUUGACGUCAAGGCCGGUACCAAAUCGUCAGCAGCACAGGGAGUCAACGGCAACGUCCACAGCAACGGUAACGGUAACGGUGCCAUUGUAACGGAGUCCACGGACCAGAACAAGACGAAGAAGAAGGAGGAGGAGGAGGAGGAGGAUAUGGUGUUGACGACGAUGCAAAACAAAAGAGUCUACCGCAUCGCGACGGGCGACGAGUUCGCGGCGUGUCGUCUCUGCCGCAACCGCCCGCCGCCGACCGGGUACGACAUGCUUCGGGUCCGCGCCGAGGUGGGAGGCCGGAAGUACGUCCUGGUCCGGCCCGACAGGUUCACGUUCGCGGCGUGCCGGUCGGGCGCGGAGUUGGCGGGUGCCUGCGGGAGGAUAGCCGGUGUCUUGUUCGGCACGCCUUGA